UCAUCUGGGAGCCAAACCCCGAGGUCCCCCAGUCUCCUCCUCAGCAGCCAUUAUUCUCGCCUAAUCAACUGGACCCGAAUCGAGUGAGCCCGGUGACACUGGCUUGCUGCACAGCCAUCCUUCCGGCCGUGUGCCAGCGGUUCGACUGGCACUCUGUCCCAGCUGAGCUGCGUGCGGUGACGAAGACGAAGAGAGCGGCCAGCGCACAAAGGGCGUUGAACGGCGGCCAUGCCGGCUGCCAACCGAGGCCGCCAGCGUGCCAGCAUUACCGCUGUGCCGCGCAAGAGCUGCUGGGCAAGGCCAGGAAUCAUCGAGGCGGACGAGAUCACACGGAAGGCGGCUGACGAAAUGCUCUCUCUGGCAGCGAGCCACUGCCGUGUGGGCUUCGUCGAGAGCUUGCAGUCGACCAAGGAGGCUGAGGUAGCCAUCAUCGAGCUCCCAGCAGCGGCGAUAUCUGCGCACGGCGACCUACCGGCGGUAGGGGACGUCGGGCUGCCCUGCAGUGGCAGCUCCAGCGAGAAACUCGACGCGAAGGAUGAUCCAGAGAAGACCGAGAGCCUGUGCCUCACGUGUGCCCAAGUGUUCGUGCCUUUCCUCCUGGCUGGCAUGGGCUCUGUGGCGGCUAGCCUUCUACUAGAUCAUGUCAAGGACUGGCCUGUGUACUCGGCAUACCGGGAGCUGUUCGUGCUCAUCCCGCCGCUGUUGGGCCUCAACGGGAACCUCGAAAUGACUCUGGUGGCACGCAUGAGCACGCAGGUGAACCUUGACCGCCUGAAUACGUUCAAAAGCCAACUUCGACAAGCAGCUGCCAACAUGGCACUUUUGCAGUGCCAGUCGACAGUGGUGGCCCUGGUGGCGUGUGGGCUGGCGCUGGCGAAAGGCUUCGCGAGGCAUGGCGGUACCAUCACUCCGCUUUACGCCUGCAUGCUGUGCGCCUGCGGACUGACCUCCGCCAACGUAGCCAGCAUGGUUCUCGGCGCUUUUAUGACGACAGUGGUGCUGGUGGCGCGGCGUUGCGGCCUGAAUCCGGACAACGUGGCAGCCCCCAUAGCGGCGUCACUGGGAGACCUAACUACGCUCACGCUGCUCUCCACCGUCAGCUCGAGGCUGCUCGUCUGGAAAGACUCACCAUUGAUGACACCAGGUGUAGUGGCGCUGAGCGUUCUGCUGCUGCCCAUAUGGUUCUUCUUGGCCUUCAAACACGAAAACACGCGUUCUGUGCUCAAGGUUGGAUGGCCACCCAUACUCGCUGCCGUAAUGGUAUCCAGCUUCGGCGGCUACAUCCUGGACUUUUCUGUGAUUCGUUUCGAGGGCAUCGCUCUUCACCUCUCCGCUGUGAAUGCCGUGGGCGGUAACCUGGCGGCCAUUUACUGUUGCCGACUGUCCACGUUCCUGAGCCGGCGCGUCGAAAUGGGAGUGCUGCCACCCGAGGAUGCGACCCGGUGUGCAAACCCGUUGGUGUUGUUCGCCGGUUCUUCCGAGGUUGGCCGUGUGGCGCGCAUUCUGCUGCUGGUGGUCAUUCCGGGACAGCUCAUCUUCCUCACCGCCACCGACCUGCUGCGAUACGGCUCGUUCAAUGUCACGCCACUCUUUGGAUUUCUAUACGUACUCGUCGCCCUCGUGCAGGUGGCCAUUCUACUGUUACUGUCCCGGUCACUGGUCUACUGGCUGUGGUGGUGGCGCGUGGAUCCUGACAAUGCAGCCAUACCUUUCAUCACGGCGGCUGGCGACUUCACCGGCACGGGUCUGCUGACCGUCGCCUUCUUCGCCUUGGAGCACGUGACAAUGAAUGAAAACCAGAAUGCAGCAAAACGAUGCACGACAAAGGAAGAAAGCGUGGCCACCGAGAGCAACUGGUCACCGAGAACAACUGGUCACCACCCCCGAAACACCAUUCAUCGGAUUCGUGGAUGACGCAAGGGCUUAGAAUUUAGCAAAAAAAUAAAUACACACGAGAAAUGGAAUUCA
Rhipicephalus microplus (southern cattle tick) is the source of this 1968-nucleotide messenger RNA. RefSeq names its product solute carrier family 41 member 3. Gene Ontology annotation, biological process: monoatomic cation transport. The record is from RefSeq and is a predicted model, not a curated record. NCBI's taxonomy places the organism in Eukaryota, Metazoa, Arthropoda, Arachnida, Ixodida, Ixodidae. Gene Ontology annotation, molecular function: monoatomic cation transmembrane transporter activity. Gene Ontology annotation, cellular component: plasma membrane.